AUGUGGUGUUCCAGUGGAAUACCAGCCCUCCUCCUGGUGAUAUGCGUUAUUGGGGUUGUCGUUGAAGCCGGCUAUGUUUCGCCGUCGAGCCGUUUUGGCGUCCGCCACAAGUUGCCUGCCGAUUUGGAGAAAGCCAAGGCUCGGGUCAACGAUGUAAGGAGGAUCUUCGGGCUAGACGGCUAUCCACACCAGAUGAAUUUCACUGGCGGAGAUCCACAUCUUUACGAGAAAGGCAUCAAGUUGAUCCCCGGCAUCCUACAGGCAUACCACGAGAUCUUCGUGGAACGUUGCCCUGAACCGAUUACCAAGGAAGAAGCAAGAAUUUGGGCGGAGCAUAGAGCAUUUGUGCUAGAUAGCUUUCUGGAAUGGGAUCGGGAACAUCCGACUACAGGCCCCUUUCCAUACGAUAAGGUUGAUCCCUUUUUCCAGCAUUUCCGGGACAUCUACGAAUCAAUGCCCAUCCCGGAACUGUUCGACGUUCAGUCAUUGAACACCAGCGAGCUCUACAAAGGAUCAGUGGAGGCUUCUUUUGAGGAAUUAUUUAAACAAAUGGAAUCGCGGUACUUCCGCGGUCCCGUAAAUGACAAAGAGCUGAAAGGGUGCUACUGGAAGCAGUAUAUGUUGGAAACCAAAUUCAGUCUGACCGAGACCAUGAUGAGGUUCGAAAAGGAGGAAGACGAUUGGUCAGUGAUGCAUAUGGCCCUUAUCUUCUAUCACAAUCACAGCAGUCAGGGCGUGGAGGACUUGAACGAAUUGCACGAUGUCAAAUAUGCAAUCACUCAACAUAUGCUUGGCUACACGACUCAUUCAUUCCUGGUUGGUUUUCUGUUUUUGGCUCCCGUAUACUAUCUCGAAAGGCAAAACACAAUUUUCGAAAUCCAACGG
Messenger RNA from Mesorhabditis spiculigera, 885 nucleotides. Lineage: Eukaryota; Metazoa; Nematoda; Chromadorea; Rhabditida; Rhabditidae. The record is from the annotation of a GenBank genome assembly.